Molecule: messenger RNA, 11702 nt
Organism: Melanotaenia boesemani (Boeseman's rainbowfish)
Lineage: Eukaryota; Metazoa; Chordata; Actinopteri; Atheriniformes; Melanotaeniidae
Gene: xirp2b
Product: xin actin binding repeat containing 2b
Exons: 9
Coding region: 249-10109 (3286 amino acids)
Biological process (GO): actin cytoskeleton organization; actin filament organization
Cellular component (GO): stress fiber; focal adhesion
Molecular function (GO): actin filament binding
Source: RefSeq, a predicted model, not a curated record
CUGGAGCUGGUCUCCAUCACUGACUGGGAUUUGCUUUUGGCUUGGAAAGACCCUGCAGGCCAGGGGUGCAGUGGCCUUCUUGUGGGAUUCUACUUGCUGAGUUCAUAUUUUUGUAAAUCAACUUCAUCCUUCCCUGCUGCUGGCAGCGCAAGUUUAACCAGGGCUGGAAAUCCUGAAAGAUUUAAACCAGAGGAAUCAGGAUUCACUCUGUGGACUCAGAGGUCAUCCCACUGGCUAACUGUGAGGCCAUGUACCAGGCAGCUGUCACCAAGCGAGCAGACAACACCAUCUCCAGCGGGGUCAUGGAGGAGUCGGAGGUCUGUUCCCUGCCUGGGGGACUUGCAAGUGUGAGGAAACAAUUUGAGACCCAGGAAACUGCAACAUCACAUAAUGUUACCCAGUUUCAUUUUCAUCACAAAACUGUGCAGGAAAUGUCAAACUCAGAGGUGACAGUUUCAAGCAGCAGCAGCAGGCAGGUCAUCCCAGGCAGUCAGCAGCUUAAUUUCCAAGAAACUAUGAUGUCAAGUAUUGACAACAACCUGGCAUCUAGUUAUGAAAACCAUCAAAAUGAAACAGAGGAAGAGUUUCCCAGGUAUACCACAAAAGAGCUGAGAGAUCACUUUGAAAGAACUAUAGAAGAGGCUGCUGCACACAAGCCACUAAAGAUUGGACAUGACAUCAACCGAUCUAAAUGGUCCUCAGACGUGACUCAAAACAACACAGUGACUACUAAGGUGUAUGAAGCAUCCGCUGCUGAGGCAACACAAGACACAAUGGCCACAGUGAUGGAUUAUGAGGACUUCCCACCUCUACCAGUUGAGGAUUCUGACUAUCUUCCACCCCCUCCACCAGACUUACUACAAAUGCCAUCAGACAGUGACAAUAUUCCAGUGGAUCAUUACUCACAUGAGGCUCCAGAUCCCAUAAACCCGUCCAAACACCCACUCAACAGAGAGGCUUAUUUCAAGCAGAAGAGUAUGUCUGAGCUCAAACGCCUUUACAAGCACAUUCAUCCUGAGGUUCGUAAGAAUAUUGAGAAAGAGGUCUACACCGAAUACAAUGAAACUGAAAACAGCCAGAUAGAGAGCCAAGCAUACAUGUAUGAUGAUGAUGGCGGCAGUCCAGAUGAAGAGGAAUAUGGGGAGUGGGAGGAGAUUCUGCCUGGGGAGGUGCAGGCAAUGCGUUGGAUGUUUGAAAAUAAACCACUGGAUGCCAUUAAAGAUGAAACUCCUGAAGAGGAUGAAGACAAUAAGAAAAUAACUGAACAGGAAAUGAUUCUGGGAAAAGAUGUGAAACGCACUGCAUGGAUGUUCGAGACCAAGCCAAUGGAUGAGCUGGGCUCACUCAACACAAACUCAAUAGAAUAUAAAAACAAAUUCAAUAAAUUUGACAAAGGUGAUGUUCGUGCUGCUGCAUGGUUGUUUGAAACCCAAACUAUGGAUUCUCUGAACAAAAUGCACACAGGGGAGGAUUUAACAAAAGAGAUUGUAUUUACAGAAGAGGAUGGGAAUGCUACAAUUUACAUGAUUGAUAAUAAGUUCAUGGAGAGCCUUGGUCACACUGAGACCAUCGACGAGACCCACCUACUGAGCCUACGAUCAGUGUUAGAGGAAAUUAGCGGAGAAGUCAAAACUGUAACAAGUACUUUUGACACUCAGUUCAAAUGCAUCAUCAUGGGACAAUCAAGCCAGAUGCUGGAGAUUAAGUCUGUGCGCAAAAUUGAAACUGAAUUGGAGAACUCUAUUGCUUCACGUUGGCUUUUUGAUACCCAGCCUUUGGACAUGACAAACAGAGAACCGGCUCCCUUAAAACUUGUGUGUAGUCUGUCCAUGGAGGAUAGCAGUAAAGGAGACUGGGGCAGGUGGUUAUUUGAGAUAAAGACAUUAAAUUCUCUUACUGAGUGGGAAAGUUCACAAAUGGAGAAGAAAGAAAUCAUCGGCACAGAUGUGCGCAAACAUUGCUUAGUCUUUGAAACGCAGCCAAUGGAUUCCCUAAAGGAUGACUCCAAUGCCAAACCUCAAUCUAUUGAAGAUGUUAUUGGGGGCAAUGUUAGAUCUGCAAGAAACUUUUUUGAAAGUAGCCCUCAAGCAGUCAGAAAGAAUUGUGCCGAGGUUGGAAAACUUAAAAAGGCAACAGUCGAUGAAGACAUGAAAGGGGAUGUGAGACACCAAAAGUGGCGCUUUGAGAGUCAGCCUCUAGACAACAUAAGAGAGGAGAAGAAAGAGACCGCUCGUACUGUGAAUGUUGAGGAGGACCUCACACAGGAGGAUGGCACAAGCUGCAGGGCAGAUGUUCGCAGGAACUGCUGGGUAUUUGAAACACAGCCAAUGGAUACUUUAAAGGAUGAUUCAAAUGCCCGGCCCUUGACAAAAGAGGAAAUUAUCGCAGGAAACGUAAGAUCAGCCAGACAUUACUUUGAAAUGAUUCCAAGUGAAGAGUUGAAGGAAUUGGCUGAGGUGGGCAAACUGAGAAAAACAGUAGCACUUAAUGAGGAGAAGGGUGAUGUCAGACAUCAGAAAUGGCGAUUUGAAAGCCAGCCUCUGGAGCAAAUUAGAGAGGAACAGAAAGAAGUCAUACGGACAAUAGACAUGGAAGAAAUUGAUAAAGUAGAUGUGUUGAAUUACAAGCAAAUAUUUGAGAGCACAGAUUUAAAUGGAAGAAACAAAUCUGAAAAGAUUCACAUAGAGGGUGUAACGUCUGGCUCUGUGAAAUCAAAUAAGAACCUGUUUGAGUCCUCUGCACUGUAUGCCAUGCAAGACAGCUCUGGGCACUUCCAUGAGGUGAAAACAGUCCGCCGUGAGGAAGUUGUGAAAGGUGACGUAACAACCUGCAAAUGGAUGUUUGAAACACGCCCAAUUGACCAGUUUGAUGAAAGCAUUGAGAAAUACCAAAUUAUCAAGGGCAUAUCUAAGCAAGAAAUCGAGUCUGGAGAUGUUAAAACGGCAAAGUGGUUGUUUGAAACACAGCCUCUUGAUGCUAUUAAGUACUUCAGCAAUAUCGAUGAUGAAGAAACUGUGGGAAUAAGUAAAAAUUUUGAUGUGGUGAAGGGAGAUGUGAAAACCUGCAAGUGGCUUUUUGAGACAAAACCAAUGGACAUCCUGUAUGAAAAAGUGGAGUUUAAGGGUGAAAAUGAAUCUGAAGAAAUGUGUAAGGGUGAUGUCAAAACCUGCACAUGGUUAUUUGAAACGCAAGCCCUUGAUACUAUCCAUGAUGAGACUGAAACAGUUUUGAAAACAUGCACUGUAAAGCAAGAGGAUGUUAGAGGAAAAGAUGUGAGAAUGGCCUGUUUUCUGUUUGAGACGGAGAAACUGGAGAAUCUCACUGGGGAGGAGGCAGGUUCAUAUAAACGUGUCACAGAGAUAGACAUUGGCUCUGGAGAUGUGUCAAGGAUGAAGUAUAUUUUUGAAAAUCAAACAUCCGAUAUUAUGACUUCCACAUCUGAAGAAGUGAUGCAAAACCUCAAAAGAGUUCAGACUGAGGACAUACAAAGAGGAAAUGUUGUGAAUUGCAAAUGGCUGUUCGAAAAUCAAUCUAUAGAUACCAUACGUGAAAGCCAAGAUGAAUAUGUUUAUAGCCGUACAGUAAACGAUGUUCAAGGAGGAGAUGUAAAUAAGGGUCGUUUCAUUUUUGAAACCAACACCUUAGACAAAAUCCAAGAAGAUAUGUCAGAGACAGAGAUAAUGAGAAAGGAAAGAAUCAUCUGCGAUGAAGAAGAGAAAGGUGAUGUCAGAAAUUACACCAUGAUGUUUGAAACUCAGCCCCUUUAUGCCAUUCAGGACAAAGAGGGGCAUUACCAUGAAGUCACCACUGUCACCAGUGAGGAGAUAAAACAGGGAAAUGUCAUCGAAACCCGGUGGUUGUUUGAAACCAAGCCCCUCGAUGCUAUUAAGGACACAGAUGAGGUUUAUAUCAUCAAAUCUGUCACACAGCAGGAUGUGCAAAAGGGAGACGUCACGUCUGCCAAGUGGAAAUUUGAGACACAACCUCUUGACAGAAUCGCUGAGGAAAAGAAGGCUUUAAUAAAAACUGUGGACGACAUACAAGGGGGCAAUGUUAGAAUGAAUAAGCACCGUUUUGAGACUGACACCUUGUCACAGGGAUCUGUUAGGACUGUUAAUGUAAGUGAAAUACAAAAAGGUGACGUCAGGACUGCAAAGUGGAGAUUUGAAACUCAGUCCAUUGACAAAAUAAGAAGCAUGAGCUCUGAAAAUCUUAUUGAAACAGUUAGAAAGGAGGAGGUUGCAAAGGGAGAUGUUAAGCAAUCAGUCUGGCUCUUUGAGAAAAAUCCUCUUGACCAUAUUAAAGAAGCAGAUGAGGAAGAGGACACAACUACAACUCAAGAGGAGAUUCCCAAAGCAGAUGUAAAGACAAAAACAUUUCUAUUUGAAACUACACCAUUUGAUGAUUUUAAUGAGACUAAAAUGGAAAAAACCGAAAUAUUGGGCAAAAGCAUCAAGGGAACUCUUGAGGAACUUUUCAGUCAGAAAAUGGUGAAGUCGAAGGGUAUACUCAUUGAAGCUGAUGAAAUUGGCGAUGUAAGAAUGGCAAAAUACCAGCUAAUGAAUCAGGAGGCUCCAGAGAUUCAACGAGAGGAAGUCAUCAGUGGAGAUCUGCAGACUAUUAUGAUGAACCUGCUAAACAGGCAGGAGAGAAAAGAGCAACAGAUAGUCAUAGAUUCAGAAGAGAAGGGUAAUAUCAGUUCAACAGUGCAGCAACUAUUCAGCCAAGAGAGAGCUAGUAAUAUUGAAAAGGAGGAAAUACUGCGCGGUGACAUCCAAGAAGCUAUAAAUAACCUCUUUGAUGAGACUGGAUCAGCAAAACAUGGAAUACUCAUUCAAGAAGACGAAAAAGGCGAUGUACAGUUGACAAUAUAUUCCCUUCUGCAUAAACAUGAGAAUGUUAAUGUUCAAAAAGAAGACAUUGUGAAAGGGGAUAUAAAGAGUGCUCUUGAGAGACUGUCCAGCUCAGACAAGUCAGAUCAGGCAGUGAAGAUAAAAGUAGAUGAGAGUGAAAAAGGAAAUGUCAACUUUUACUCUACAUGCAUUGAAUCUGGGGCUCUGGACUAUCUGAAACAACUUCAUUUAGGACCUGAUGAGACUCCACCUGAAACAUCAAAGAAAGAGAAGAUUAUUGGGGGUGAUAUUAAGGGUACCAAAUUCAUCCUUGGUAAUAAUCAAAUGCAAAUUGAGCGUACAGUAGAGGAUGUUAUACCUGGAGAUGUUCACAGCACAGUGAAAGUGUUCAUGUCGGAGCCAGUUGGCUCAACGGAGAGAAUCCAAAAGGAGGAAAUAGUCAAAGGGGAUUUAAGAGCAGCUUUGAACUCUUUGUCAGAAUCAGUGAAUCAGACGGUUAUUGUGGAGAAAGAGGAGGUGGUGAAAGGCAACAUCCCAAAAGCUCUGCGCUGUUUGGAGAGAGCUCAGAGACGGUACAAGGAGGUGGAGAAGCCAGAUAUCAUCCCAGGAAAUAUCAGAGGGGCUCUAAGAUCUCUUGAGAAAUCAGCAACAUCCAGAGUUGAAGCCGUCGUAGAAGAUUUAGUUCCUGGAGAUGUGAAGGCCACACUGAAAUCUCUGGAACUGGCAAAGCAAGCAGUGAGAGAAGUUGAAAAGGAAGAAAUUGUGAAAGGUGAUAUUCAUACAGCCCUGCAAAGUCUGCAAGAUGCAUCCAGUGAGAAGAAAAAGCUUCAACAGGAAAUAGAUGUCCAGGGAGAUGUCAGAGGGACAAUUCAACUUUUCAUGGAGCCUCCACCUUCACCAAGGAUGCAAAGAAGUCCAAGCCUUGAUGGUGAAGUAAAAGGUGAUGUCAAGAUGUCAAUUAAGUCAUUAUAUGAGACUCAGGAGCAAGCACAUCUGGACAAAGAAGAAGUGGUAAAAGGUGAUGUUAAAGGCACUAUUAAAUCACUGUUGGAAACAGCACAGCGUGAGACUCCCAAAAUCCGACAUGGAGCAUACAGAAGAGUCAGAGUCAAGCAGAGCCCUCCAGUGAAAAACCUUAAUGCUGAUGCACAAAGGAACAUACAGAAGAUAAAAACAGCUAAACAAGUUGAAACAUCUCAUGAAAAGCACUCUGAUGAAACUGACAUGAUCAAAAUAAAGACAUGCACUGCAAACCAGUCUUCCCAGCAGUCAACUCUGGUGGAGCACAGAACUAUUACCAAAAAUCAUGACAUCAAAUCAGUCAAGACAGAGUUUCGAAAUCUGAAAGCAAACCCAAAGGGGAUGGUAAAAUUGGGUAAAACCAAAGUAAAAACUGAGGUGUACAAGUUAAAGUCAGAAACACCUGAGCCUGAUCUGCCACUUCCACCCCCGCCUCCACCACUGUCAGACGUUGACCUUCUUCCUCCUCCUCCGAGUCCUCUACCUCCCUCUGCUGACACUGACAUUGAUCACCUUCCUCCUCCACCACCACCCCCUCUCCCUGGUGAACAGGACUUCCUACCUCCUCCUCCAUCUCAGCAAGAACUUGAAAGUAUGCCAACACGGGAAAUUCAUCCUUCACCAACAAUAGCAAAAAGGAUGACGGUCAAAAAAGUAAAAGCUCCUGCUCUUCACCCAGUCCCAAAACUGGAGCCUAAAGUGGAAAUCAGUAAAACACAACAUGAAACCUCUGAAAAAUGUGUAGAAAUAAGCCAAAACCAAUCAAAAACCACUAUGCAGACAUCAAAAGCAGUUUUAUGUGAAAUCCCUCCACCACCGAAGUCACCACAGCCAUUAAAGAAAGUUUACAUUAAUCCUGUGAAAUUCACUCCUCCACCUUCUCCUCCUCCCAUCAUGAGAGGGAAAAUGAGUAAAUUUAACACACCAUUAAUAAAGGCUGAAGAAAAGUACCGGAAGCUGAAAGAGGAAAGUACACCUCCAACUACUCCACCUCCCACUUUCAUACAUGACUCAGUUUGUGCUGCUCUUGAAAUGCUUUCCACUAAAGAGGAGUCAAAUCACUGCAGCUCAGGAGUCACACAGGAGAGGGACAGAAAGAUAGUAGAGGAUGUUCAUUCUGAUUCUCUAUCAUCUGAUUUAUCCAUGCAAGUUUUACUCUCAAAUAGCACUCAAAGCAAAGCCAGCACUCAAAAAGAGAAAAUCACUGCAGAUUCAAAAAUUGUGUCUUCUGCUAAACAACAAAUUGUAUCUAGUGAAUCUACCAAGGUUGUGUCUGUUCAGAAAACUUCCAUCUCCAGUGUGAAACAACACACUCAUACCACAGAGAAAACCAUUUCCCCUAAACAGUCCGCUUCAUCUGUCAUGUCUGACAAAGUCCAGACCUCAGUCACUAGUAUUGCAAAAACAGAAAAUAUGACUGCACAAGCAAAGAAAGACUCCAAAAGUCAGAAAACAGAUGGCUCCAACAAAUCUGAAGGUACAAAAGAAAACAACUCUCAAAAACUGAAACCAGAAACAGAAAUAAUACAGUCACCCAAAAAUCUUACUGGAAAAGAAAAUGUGAAGGACUUCAAAUCACCUCAAUUUAAUAACAAAAAGAGACCUGGUGAUUUUCCAAUGAGGAUCCAAGAAGAUGUUUCCAAUCAGCAAAUGCAAGCGGAAAAGCCAGCUGCCAAUGCAAAUGGAAAAUCAGGGAAAAACAACCAAAAGGUGAAAAAGAACAAUAAACAGGAAAAGCAAGCAGAGACAAAAAUGCCCAGUGAGAGUGAGAAGCUGAGUGUUCCACAAGAUAUAACAGUAGAAGUGAAGGAGGUGGUUGUUCCUGUGUCUCCUGCUGUUGCUGUGCCUGAAGGCAAUAUUGACAAUCAGCCGGAAGCUCCAACUUCAGCAAAAAAGAAAAAGAAAUCCAAAAAGUCAAGAGUAAGUGUACAGCCAGGUCAAGGAAAGGAUAUUCUCUCUGAGUCAAAGACAGAAACAACAGAAACAACAGAAACCGAAAUAACUCACCAAGCUCAGGAGGCAAUUGCAGUCUCCCAAAUUAACAGAAUUAUAAAAGAAGAGCACGUUCAAGUCAAAAGAAAAGUUAUUAGCACUGAUAGCAAAGACAAUCAGGUUUCCCUACAACAAAAUGUACUUCAAAAGCCUGGGAAGGGCUCUCAAAAGAAAGGAGUAACAGUUACUCAGCAGCAAGUCGAGGAACCUCCAAGAAAAAGUAGUGAUGUCCCAAUAAUUGUGACAGGCAUGUCAGAGCAAAAUGAAUGUGGAACAACAGGGAGAACAGAGGAUUCUCAGAGGCGAGAGGUCCAAGUUUUAAUCUCUCAUAUCACAGACAUACAAAACAUUUCAGAGAAAACUGAUUCCAAAGCUGUAAAGAGUCUGUUAAAUACAGUGCCAGAGUGGCUCAUAUCUUUGGAAAAGAAACGUGAGCUUGAAGGAUUUGCAGCAGAAAGUGAUGCUCAAAAAAAUGAACAUAUUCUUUCAAAUUUAAGGAAAUUGGCUCAGUCUAAAUUGAUGCAUCUAGGAGACAAAGCAAUAGAGAAGCAUGAAUCUGAACCAGUGUCAGAGAAAACACUUUCUGGCUCCUCAUCACCAAGAAUAUCCAAGAUCAGUAUUGGUUCUGCAAAGACUGAGAAUCAAACCCAAAAAAAGACAUCAUAUGAAAGCAGGAAAGAAGAAAUGGUUCUAUCUAAAUCCGUCGACCUUCGAGCUCCCUCACCUUUACUUAGGAUGCGUUCACCCUCCCCAACAUUCAUCACCAUUGAGUCUACACGAAGAACUGACUCUCCACAGAGAGUUACACCAUCACCUACUCUGCUACACAGGCCACCUACACCACCAACCCCACCACCACGCAGGUGUGACACUCCGACUUCCCGCCUAAAUAGAAUCACACCCUCACCAACAUUUGACAGAGCAGAAAAUUUGGCUCGCCUUAAAGACACCACAGCAAAGCUCUCACGUGGCGUCACCCCACCUCCUCUACUUACCCAUCAAAUCCCAGAGAAGAAAUCAGAGAUUGUAGAAUCGCCUGCAUCAUUCCAUCGGCAAAUCAAAACUGAUUCCCAGGUUGUGGAAACUUCAGGGACACUGACUGCAACAAAAAAGGCAACAAUAAGCUUGUCUGAGGAGGUUCAGCAGGCUGAUGCAAAAGUAGGAGAUGAAGCUCAGGCUCUGAGUACAAUCGCUAUACAAAGCAGGUUUGAGACCCAUGUUGAAGCAAAUCAUUAUGACCUAAAUUUUGUUCAAUCGUUUGAUGAUUCAGAACCAUCAUGUGCAUCUGUCAAAGAAAAGAGAGAGUUCUUUGAAGGGGCUCAAAAAGCUGAAAUUAAUAAGAUCUAUGUCCGUAAGGAGCCCAUCGAUAUCCCUGAACGUCUGGGCCCAGAGAUUGAGGAGUGUGAGGCAGAAAACAAGAACAAAGAAAGCAAUGAGCUUCCCAGGACAGACUUAUCUGAUCUUUUAAACAAAUUUGAAUCUCCAGAAGAGAAGCUGUACAGCCGAAAAGAGCCUAUCCCACUCACAGAGCGUCUUCACCAUGAGAGCGAAAGCACAGAUUGUGACAAAGAGAAUGCAGACAUCCUGGAACAGGAAAUGCCAACUUUUGACAUCCAAGCAAUUAAAAAUGUCUUUGAACUUGGCGAGCAAAGUUCUUCAUUCAAAGAGGAGAAAAAGGAUCAGGCGGAGCUUGUGUCAAAUCUGAGUGAAACAAUGGUAGACACUUCAAAGCGGGAUAGGCCUCAAGAGGCAAAGGAAGGCUCAAGGCAGAGUACACCCCUCCCUCCACAGAAAAUUGAGGCAGAUACUGUUACAGCACAACCUUCAGGCUUCUCUGAAACCAAAUCAGUUACAGAACAUUUCUCAAAUGUUGAUGAAUUUGGCAAUAAGGUCACUGGAACAGUGACAUCUGUCACUGAGCACUGUCAGAGUGUGUCAACUCAGCGAGCUCCUUUCUCCUAUGCUGAUGCUGUUAAAAGAAAAGCUGCAAGACGAACAGAAACAUAUGAUGAAGAUGCCACAGAAAAGUUGCUGCAGAAUUUCCAUAAAACAUGGACAGAGAGUGAGGCAGUUUUCAAGAAUCUUAGCUACACUGUUUCUGAAGAGACAGCUUCACAAGCAGUGUCACAUCACAUGAAGAUAGUCUCAACGGGUUCGAGUUCCGAAGUCGGAGCUCUGCACAGUAUGUCGGAGGAGAGCUUAUCCGAUGGAUGCUCUGAUAGUGGACAAAAAAAAGUACCAUAAAUCUUGUUUCCGCUGUGAACACUGUAGAAACACAUUAAGCCUGGGAAAUUAUGUCUCUCUUCAUGGACAUUUCUACUGCCUACACCACUACAAACAACUCCUCAAAUCCAAAGGGAAUUAUGAUAACGGACUUGGGCAGAAACCCCCUGCUGAAAGUAGUGGACCUUUCUUGUCAGAUGAAAAACUUGAAUGGAGAUAUUCCAUGAGCAGCGUAACUUCAGUAGACAAGAUCCAAAGAGGUGAAAAUGAAAUUACUAAAACAUUUGAUGAAAGUAAACCACACUGCAACAAAAUAUCUGUAGUUUGGCCCCCACAGGCUGAUGCCCCCCCAAAAUCUUUUAAAAUAGAGGAAGAUAUUCAGUUAACCAGACCACAGUGGCCCCCUCCAGAUAACCCUCCUUCAUCUCCCAAACACCAGCACAGAAAGGCUGUUCCCAGAAGUGUCCUUUGAAAUAGAAUUUCCCAAGUGCAGAUUUUAGUCAAAUAUACUCAAAGCACAAUAGACUGAAAGGUAAAGUGAUGCUAGUAAAGAACUGUCCUGUAGGUUUAAUUCAGGAAGUGUUCAUUUGAAGGUCAUGCAGUUAAGUGAUUUAAAAGGGAAACAAAAGAAGUAAGAAUAUAGAAGAAAAUGGUGUAUAUAUUUGUAAAUGGUGCGGGAAAAGCAGAUUGUUAUAGAAAGUGCAAGAAAGGUAGAUGUUGGUUAAGUGUAAAAUGUGGGUGCAGACCUGAAGCAGGGUUUCUGAACUGGCUGGUUUGCCCUGUGUGUAAUUUUUCAUGCACUAUCGUUUAUUUUUACAUGAGUUUUUCCUGUUAAUCAGCACUCAUGCUGCCUUUGUCUUACAACCCUGAUUUCAGCAAGUGAGCUAUUUGCUUAACUUAUUUAGUCUAGAAAACCACUUCAACAAAUUUGGAAGAGAGUCACAAAAUGUUAUUUUUAACUCACUUAGAUGUCUAAACCUGGAGAUCCCACUGCUCUUGAAUAUCAAAGCAUCCAAUAAUUAGAUCCAAAUUAAUUUACACUAUUUUUUUAUCACUCUAUUUGUUUUAUUCUAAACUGAGCCGGUUUAUUGAGACCUCUCCAUUUCAUUGGUCUGUUGACUCUGCUUUUGUAUGAUUUUGUCAGGUUUACCUUUCAACAUGACAUUUUUACAUUUGCCUUUUCUUAGCACCUGGUGUGCAGACUACUAAAAUCCUCUUGGAAUCAUUUAUUUAUAAUAUUGAAAGUAUAUAAUAUAAACAAGUAAAUUGGUGGUAAUCAUGUUGUUUUAGACAUUUGUAUCCUAUUUUUUAGAUUAGACAUAUCUUGCUUUGAACAAGAACAUUUCUGAUUAUGUCAUGCUAUCAGGCUGGUUCACAUACUGUAUUGCUGUUCCGAAAGCAAUAAAAUGUUCAAUUUCAAUGUUGUUGUUUAAUUUUUAUUUAUUUAUUUUUGUCUGUGCUUUUGAUUUAUUCUGAACAUUUCUCUUAAAACAAGUACCCAAGUCUUUCCUAGAAAAAAAAUGUGUUUUUCUUCCAUCUUGUUGACUAAAUGUACAUGGCAUUCUUAAUGUAAACUGACUCACUGGAUGUCAGCAACUGUUUUCAGCUUUCCUG